This is a messenger RNA of Micromonas pusilla CCMP1545, 705 nucleotides long. RefSeq lists its product as uncharacterized. The coding region runs from base 1 to 705 and encodes 234 amino acids. Gene Ontology annotation, molecular function: iron-sulfur cluster binding. NCBI's taxonomy places the organism in Eukaryota, Viridiplantae, Chlorophyta, Mamiellophyceae, Mamiellales, Mamiellaceae. The transcript has 2 exons. The record is from RefSeq and is a predicted model, not a curated record.
AUGCUCGCCGUCGCUCUCCCGCCGCCGUCGGCGGCGCCCGGGCGCGUCGUCUCGUCCGUCGGCGCGUCGUCGUCGUCUCGCCGUCGGCAGAGGCGCCUCGCCGUCGCGAUGACGGCGUCGUCGCCGCCGUCGUCCUCGCGGCGCGACGACGACUACGACGACGACGACGACGCGGGGGAGGAGGAGGACGCGAAGAACGACGACGACGACGACGACGAGCUGCGCGUGACGUACCGCGGCCGCGAGGCGCGGUGUCGCCGCGGCGCGACGCUGCGCACCGCGCUCCUUCGCGCGGGACUCUCGCCGCACAACGACGCCGCGAACGUGAUCAACUGCCGCGGGCUCGGGACGUGCGGCACGUGCGCGGUCGAGGUGACGCCGCGAGACGCGGCGUCGCCGUCGUCGUGGACGACGAUGGAGGCGGCGCGCUUGCGCUUCCCGCCGCACGCGUCGCCGGGGAACCGAAGGCUGCGGCUCGCGUGUCAGGUGCGCGUCGAGUCGUCGUGCGCGGUCGUCAAGCGAACCAAGUUUUGGGGGCAGGGCGACGCCGCGGCGCCGGAUUUGAGCGGCGAGGAACGGCCGCGCGUGCCGCCGCUCGGGGCGCUGGAGUACGCGCUAGACCCUGACGAGUGGCGAGCGGCGGGGGGGCGGCGGAGCGGUGGGGGGGACGGAGGAGACGCGCGGCGCCGCGGCGGAAAGGAUUAA